CAGCCUCAUCUUCUUCCUCCCGCCCCCGUCUCAUUCACACACCCACGCUCGCCGCCAUUCACUAUACUAUUGCGCUGCUGCCGACACGGCACCCAGAGCAGAUACCGCGGUGCCAGCCAGCCAGCCAGCCGAUCUGUAGCAGCACCUAAUUUAGUCUUGCAAGUCAGCCACCCAGCCCAGCCCAGCCCAGCCAAGCACACGAUCCGAUCCGCCCUUUUCCCUCCUCCGCCACCCUGAGCUGUGCUGCCCCCCGCCGCAGGUCAAUCAUCGCGUCGCCAAGGGCAAAAUCUCCGCACAUUUUGCGCCUCCUGUACUUGCUUGUUGCUUCCCUGUACCCACCGUGGGGGCGGGCGCGCUGGUCAGAGCGAAUGAGAAGGAAUGUGACGAGAUCGGCUGUCCUCCUCCCCAUUAUUUCUUUAGUGCUUCCAUCCACGGGGACCCAGCCCGGCCGAGGACCCUCUGAGCUGAGCUAGCUGUCAUGGCGUAAGGAUCGAAAACCAAAUCCCCUGCUGCUGAUGAAAUCCAUGCAAGCAACCCCAGCCUUCUUUGUGGUGGCCCUGAGUAUCUUAUAGCCAAGCUCCUGCCAGCAGCGGCAGCAGUCGCAGCACGAGCGUUUGCGUACUGUGCAAGUGCAAGCAAGCUCAAGCUCCACUCUACCCGCUUCUUCCACUUCACCACCACCCGGUGUGCCACAGUCCAGCUCCACCCGCCUAGCCCCCGAUGGCUCGCGGGCUCGCGGCGGCUCUGCUGGCGCUGCUAGCGGCGUCGGUGGCAUUGGCGGCGGCCGCCCCGGCCGACCAGGAGGGCGACCGGAUCCGGGAGCUCCCGGGGCAGCCGCCCAACGUGGGCUUCUCGCAGUACUCGGGCUACGUCACGGUCAACCAGGCCCGCGGCCGCGCGCUCUUCUACUGGCUCGUCGAGGCGGCGCCGGCGGCCGGGCCCAUCGCGCCGCUCGUCCUCUGGCUCAACGGCGGGCCCGGCUGCUCCUCCGUCGGCUACGGCGCCUCCGAGGAGGUCGGCCCCUUCCGUAUCCGGCCCGACGGGAAGACGCUCUACCUCAACAAGAAUUCCUGGAACAAGGCGGCCAACUUGCUCUUCUUGGAGUCGCCGGCAGGCGUGGGCUUCUCCUACUCCAACACGUCGAUGGAUCUGUACACCGCCGGAGACGCCAAGACAGCACUGGAUGCCUACGCUUUUAUGGUGAACUGGCUGGAGAGAUUCCCACAGUACAAGUACAGGGAGUUCUACAUUGCUGGAGAGAGUUAUGCAGGGCAUUAUGUUCCCCAGCUGGCCAAGCUCAUAUUCGAAAAGAACAAUGGCACUGAGAAUCCAACAAUUAACCUCAAAGGAUUCGUGGUGGGGAAUGCGGUUACGGACGACUACAAUGACUAUCUUGGCACAUUUGAGUACUGGUGGAGUCAUGGCCUGAUCUCUGACAGCACUUACCUCAACUUGAAGAAGACAUGCUUGUUUGAUUCCUCAGAGCACCCUUCCCCUGAAUGUGUCAAGAACCUGAAUCUGGCUAGUUCCGAAGAAGGCAACAUUGACCCUUAUAGCCUGUAUACAAAGCCCUGCAAUAGCUCAGCCUCUCUCAAACUUGGCCUAGGAGGACGCUAUCCUUGGUUGUCCAGAGCUUAUGAUCCUUGCACCGAAAGAUAUUCAAAUAUAUACUACAAUCUGCCAGAAGUGCAGGCGGCAUUACACGCUAACACAACUGGAAUUAAAUACCCUUGGAAAACUUGCAGUGAUAUUGUCGGAUCGUAUUGGGCGGAUUCCCCCAGAUCUAUGCUUCCUAUCUACCAUGAGCUAAUUGCAGCUGGUAUCAGGAUAUGGGUAUUCAGUGGGGAUACAGAUGCUGUUGUUCCUGUAACCGCAACAAGAUAUUCGAUAAGCGCUCUCAAGCUACCAACGCUGAUGAAUUGGUACCCUUGGUAUGACCAUGGGAAGGUUGGAGGUUGGAGUCAGGUUUACAAAGGACUAACUCUCGUCACCGUAGCAGGUGCAGGGCAUGAGGUACCUCUGCACCGGCCUCGGCAAGCACUAAUACUAUUCAGACACUUCUUGAAGGACACACCGAUGCCUACUCAAUAGCCACUUGAAGCAAAAUGAUAGUGUAAACUACGAAAAUCAUAUUCACCGUUUUUCACAUUCUUUUUUUUGUUUGAUUUGAUCAUUACAACAUUUUAUUCAGUUAUCUCUAUUGAAAAUGUAUGUAUCUUAGCUAAUAGGGGAAACUGACAUUUGUACUACUGCAGCUAAAAGAGCUCCUUGUAUAUGAUAUAGUGAUUAUUUCAAAAGUAUAAUUUCCAGAUUUA
Messenger RNA from Aegilops tauschii subsp. strangulata, 2315 nucleotides. Its product is annotated as serine carboxypeptidase-like 27. Gene Ontology annotation, molecular function: serine-type carboxypeptidase activity. Gene Ontology annotation, cellular component: vacuole. NCBI's taxonomy places the organism in Eukaryota, Viridiplantae, Streptophyta, Magnoliopsida, Poales, Poaceae. Gene Ontology annotation, biological process: proteolysis. The record is from RefSeq and is a predicted model, not a curated record.